Brassica oleracea var. oleracea is the source of this 891-nucleotide messenger RNA. RefSeq names its product two-on-two hemoglobin-3. NCBI's taxonomy places the organism in Eukaryota, Viridiplantae, Streptophyta, Magnoliopsida, Brassicales, Brassicaceae. Gene Ontology annotation, molecular function: oxygen binding; oxygen carrier activity; heme binding. The record is from RefSeq and is a predicted model, not a curated record. Gene Ontology annotation, biological process: oxygen transport. Bases 166 to 690 code for a protein of 174 amino acids. The transcript is spliced from 4 exons.
CUCUCUGGAGACCAACAAGUAAACAAAAAGAGCGUUACCUCCACGCGACCACCACCAACGAGAAAGAAAGAAAGACCCUUCCUUUUUUUAAAUAUUCAAUCGCCCACCGUUUUCUCAUUCACCUAGUCAGUGAGAGAUAGAGAGAUAGUAGAGAGAGAGAGAGAGAUGCAGUCGCUGCAGGAGAAGGCAUCGGCAUGGAGCGGCGUGGAUCAGGCUGACGCGUUCGCCAUAGACGAGUCCAAUCUGUUCGAAAAGCUCGGUCUUCAGAGCUUCAUCAACCUCUCCACCAACUUCUACACCAGGGUAUAUGAUGAUGAAGAAGAAGAAUGGUUUCGAUCCAUGUUUGCUAACUCUAAGAAAGAAGAUGCCAUUCAGAACCAAUAUGAGUUCUUUGUUCAGCGUAUGGGAGGCCCUCCUCUCUAUUCUCAAAGGAAAGGUCACCCUGCUCUGAUUGGUCGUCACCGUCCAUUUCCGGUGACUCAUGAAGCUGCAGAGAGAUGGCUGCAGCAUAUGCAAAAUGCUAUGGACGAGUCGGUUGACAUUGACCAGGACUCUAAAGUCAAAAUGAUGAAUUUCUUCAGGCACACUGCCUUCUUCCUUGUGGCUGGAAACGAGUUGCAGAAUCAGAAUCAGAAUCAGAACAACCAAGUUGCGUGUAAACACGCUGCCACCAAACCAGCACAAGAGUAAUUUAACAACAGCAUUCUUGUUUGUUAUAUUUUUACCGUUUCAUUCAAAAAGUACACAGACUCGAGGAAUAUUGGUCGUUCUUCCAAAAGCUAUGCAAGAGAUGUAGGACUGGUCUCGGCUCUUAAUGCGAUAUAUCACUCUUCUAUAGAUGGAAUGACACAUUAUAAGAUUCGAAUAAAGAUGUAUUACAAGUUUUACUUC